CCCAGUUCUCACUAUAUCUACGAAACUUUGGGAGAUGCUCCCGGCAGACCCGGACAACCUCAAAUCGAGCACAUAACUGGGGAAAUAUUCAAGGUAUUUUGGGAUCCUGCGAAAAGUAAUGGAGCCACCAUAACAGAAUACAGUCUCGAGGCUUUACAGGCCAGACAACAUAAAAGAAUAAGACGCAAUAUAGUAACACCAGCUAACAAUACCUCUAACACCUCCUUCAACGCGUCCUCUAUUACCCGUUUAGCUCAAAUGCCUUGGGUAGAGGAAUUGCAGCCUUUGGAAGAUAAAUGGCUGUCGUAUUGCAAUACCUCAGAACUAAGUUGUAUAGUACGUGAGUUGCACACUAUGCGUUUCUUAAUGUUUCGUGUGCGUGCACGUAAUGAACCCUAUGGCUGGGGGCCUUACAGUGAGGAUAGUGAACGUGUAUUGGAACCAUUUGUCUCACCACAAAAACGUAACUCAUUAGUGUUGGCCAUUAUAGCGCCGGCUGCCAUAGUAACCACCUGUGUUAUCAUACUAAUUGUCAUACGUAAAGUACAAAAACGUCGCCUGAAAGCCAAACAAUUAUUGGCUAAAAGUCGUCCUAGUAUUUGGAGUAAUUUGUCUACUAUGCAACAGCAAUUGGCAGCACGUAAUAGAGCAUUUUCUAUGACCAGUGCUUCGACCAUGUAUACAGGUGGUCCUUUGAGUGAUGCUGAUAUUGCUCUAUUGCCGCAUAUUAAUUGGAGUCAAAUUACUUUGUUGAAUUUUCUGGGCAGUGGAGCAUUUGGUGAGGUAUACGAGGGUAUGCUGAAGCAUGAGGAUGAGGAGGAAAUGGAAAAGGUGGCCAUAAAGUCUUCGAAGGGCGCCAGUGAAUUUGCUGAGCUUUUACAGGAAGCUCAACUGAUGAGUAAUUUCAAACAUGAGAACAUAGUGCGCCUAAUAGGAGUCUGCUGUGAUACUGAAUCAAUUUCCAUUAUAAUGGAGCAUAUGGAAGGAGGAGACCUCCUCAGUUACCUAAGAGAGUCAAGACCCAAUUCAACGAAACCAGUAGCCUCCUUACAACUCUUAGACCUAAUGACCAUGUGCAUAGAUGUAGCCACCGGUAUGGCCUAUUUGGAGGAUAUGCAUUUUGUUCAUCGUGAUUUGGCAUGUCGCAAUUGUCUGGUUUCAUCACGUAUACCCAGUAAGAGAACGGUGAAAAUUGGGGACUUCGGUUUAGCUAGAGAUAUAUAUAAAAAUGAUUACUAUCGCAAGGAGGGAGAGGCCCUUAUGCCGGUACGUUGGAUGGCUCCCGAAAGUCUAGUGGAUGGUGUUUUUACCACACAAUCAGAUGUCUGGGCUUUUGGUGUAUUAUGCUGGGAAAUCUUGACUUUGGGGCAACAGCCUUAUGCUGCUCGAAAUAAUUUUGAAGUCUUAAAUUUUGUCAAGGAAGGAGGCAGACUAGAGCAGCCGGAUAAUUGCCCAGAUAAAUUAUUCUCUUUAAUGUCUGCCUGUUGGCAAACAGACCCCGAUGAACGUCCCACCUUUCGCAAAUGCUUUAACUCUUUGCUGGCCAUCAAAACCGAUGUACGACGUGUUAGUUUGGGUUACAAUAUCGAUGACAGUGAUUAUGCCAUGUAUGCCAAUCAACAUGGCAUAGUCUUAAGUAGUUUCUUAGCCUCUCCGCCUCUUAAUAAGGUCAAAGAAGAAGAAGAAGAACUGGAGGCACCACUUCAGGAGAACACCAAGGAUAUUAACAAACAAAGUCACAAAUAUGAAAUGAGACAAAAUUCCUUAAAUAGUCAAAAUGAAGAGGAAUCCAUUUUGGCCAAUAAUCAUAUACAAGACAAAGCCCUUGAGUCCAUAACCGAUAAAAAUGAUUUGAAAGUUCGUUUUAAUAACAACAUUUCCAUGAGAGAUGCCGAGGAGCCGGAAUCUUUGAAUGAUGAGUCACAUUUAAUAGACACUAAGUUAUAUAGAAUACAAGAAAAUCCUGAUUAUUAUGUUAAUGAGGGUGUAUCCCGUUUAUAGAUGGGUUAGCAGGGAUCAAAUCGAAAAGCCAAAUAAUCAUUGAAAUCAUUUAGUUGUAAUUAAUUUAAGCAUCGAAUCUACGAAUUUUUUCUUUUUAAGAGACUGUUUUUUAAGAAAGGUUUUUCAAUUGUUUAUUGUUGUAAGUGUAAAAAGAUUAUUUAUAUGUAAAAGUUUUUCUAAUAAAAAAAGUUCAAAUUUGUACAAAAU
Molecule: messenger RNA, 2208 nt
Organism: Lucilia sericata (common green bottle fly)
Lineage: Eukaryota; Metazoa; Arthropoda; Insecta; Diptera; Calliphoridae
Product: protein sevenless-like
Exons: 5
Biological process (GO): protein phosphorylation; cell surface receptor protein tyrosine kinase signaling pathway; multicellular organism development
Cellular component (GO): membrane; signaling receptor complex
Molecular function (GO): ATP binding; protein binding; transmembrane receptor protein tyrosine kinase activity
Source: RefSeq, a predicted model, not a curated record